This is a messenger RNA of Suillus clintonianus, 3648 nucleotides long. RefSeq lists its product as uncharacterized. The record is from RefSeq and is a predicted model, not a curated record. Bases 327 to 3398 code for a protein of 1023 amino acids. Lineage: Eukaryota; Fungi; Basidiomycota; Agaricomycetes; Boletales; Suillaceae. The transcript has 5 exons.
AAAAAAUUAUACAACCAGCACAGGUAACUUCAUAUUUCCCUAGUUCAACAAAACCAGUCCUUAUCACCGCUCGCUUGUCUAGAAACAAAUCAUACAAGCCUACUUCACAAGGAGACCAUCAUGUUCACUAACUGAAUCCUAUAAAUUUCCCGAGUACCCGUAUCUUCCCUGAUCUUCUACCUUCUACAUUCCUAUCAUGGUCCGAUCUUAGUUGAUAACAUCUUUUUCCGGAAAUUUGGCAAUUCCUAUCCCUCAGCGCUCCAUGCCGCACGACUCACUAAUCGAACCAUAUACUACUUCCCCUCUCAUCUCUUCAUACUCAAUCAAUGCCUCCAAAACGAAAAACCGCAGCAAAGGGCGCUCCUGCUGCCCCAAAGGCGGCUCCAGCGCCCCCCAAGGCAACUCCUCUUGCCCCAGUCCAAAAUAAUAUACCAAAACCACCAACGCCAGCUGUCAAACAACCUGCACCCCCUCCUCCUCCUCCGCCGCCACCCCCACCCGUCGAGACUCCUUCAGACAAAGUACGCAAGGAAUGGCAAAAUUUCAUCUCAACUUGGUACGAGCCAGAGAAGAAGAAACUCGUAGACCAACUCACCAAAGAGUUGGACGCCAAAUAUAAGAAAGCAAACUCUAGAAUCCAACAAGCAGCUCGUAACGCAGACAAGGAGAAGAAACUCACAGAGAUUGCAACUCAACUUGCUGAACCUGCUCAUGAGGAGUGGAACAAUCGUCUCGCUGCUGUGCAGCUCCUCGUAGACGAUUGGACAGAUAUCACUGACCAGGAACAGCAGUCCGUCAUCGACGUCUUCAGUGCAUUCUAUGAUGACAACGAGGAAGACGACGAUUCCAACCCCUUCGACUCCAAUGAAACAGAGGAGUCGGUGGCGUCGGCAGUUGAAGAACCUCAACUUCCAGAUUCUUCACCUUUCUUCACUAUCCGCCAAUCACCUCCUACCCCGGUUUCAGCCAACUUCCAGCUCGUCAAUCCCUCUUCGUUUUUCACAGACUCUAUUUCCUCCGCAAACCAAGCAAGAAAACUGCCGGAGCUUGCCAUGGAUAACCUCGCAACACUCAACAACCUGAACACAGGCCCGAGCACCAGCGCAGUAUUCGGCUUCCAAUCCUGGGCCUCUGAAAUCGGCUUAGCAGUCCCACCAGCAAUCUCCCAACCCACCCGAAAUCGCGCCACCGAUAACAUCUCACGCCAAGCAUCCGCAUCUGCAGCGUCUUCUCCCCUAUUCUCCUCCACGACGGCCCCCCACCACUCCCCCCCACCCAAAAUAUCCCCCCUAGCUGUCACCAACAAUCUUCCCCCAGGCAAACGCUACAUCGGGCCUGUUAUCGCCGAAGAGGAAGCCGAGCCGAUCGACGAAGACCUUCUCAAAGCGAAGAUGGCGGCCGAUUUCCUGGCAUUCAAGAUGGAACAAUUCCACGCCAAGGCAUCUGCUAUCGAGAUCGAUCUCGUCAAGCAGCUGGAGAGCAACAAUAGCUCAAGGGAGUGCAGACUCCGCACCAUGCAUGAACACGAGGAGAACAUGAUGUCGCUUCGCGAGUCCAAGGAGAUGGAGAGGAAGAAGCUGUGCGACAAGGAACGUGAUCGGAGGUUGCAGGAACAUAGCUUCCGUCAGCAAGUCGCUGCACAGAAGGCGAUCAAUCAGACGCGCUUGAACGCGAGCGCUUCGUCUUCGAAGAUACCUCCUGCCACGCAGACAGGAUGGACGACUCAUUCCGCUCCUAAACUCGCUAGCCAAAAAGAGAACCUCUCCACGGGCAGCUUGCCCACUAAGCUUGAUCCUCCCAGCAUUCUCAAGAAGUCUGCUAGCGCACGCUCUCAUGAUAUCAUACCCGGCUUUGACGAAGCUGCGUUCUUCAAGGCUCAGGCAGAAGCUGCGAGCUUGGCUAAAGGCAAACAGCCCACCGCCACCGCGUCCGCGUCCAUUCCCCUCGGCAGACCUAGCGCGCUCAAAAAGACAGAAAGCACAAGCUCGCAGGAAGAGCUCGUAGAGCUCGUCGUCCCAGCCCCACCUCCCACCGCGUCCUCCAGUGCCGCAAAGGGCAAAAAGGCAAAGAAGACGCCAGCUGUCACCCAAACGUCGAAAACCGUCACUUUCAACGAAGAGCCCGAUACCGAUGCAGAGCCUCCUCCAGUUUGGGGUGCAAAGGGCGCGCGGGCCUCGUUGGCUUCCAAGCCUUCCAAGUCUGUCAUGAUUGAGGAGGAGCCUGAUGAAGAUGCUGAUCCCUUCUCUGCGUGGAACGCCAAAAAUGCACGGGCUACCACGCCGUCCGCGUCUUCUAAGAAGGGCAAGGCUGCAGUCCUUGAAGAGGUGUUUGAUGAGCCAUCUCCUUCUGUGCCCUCUGCUUUCGGCUGGGGUUCGGCGGCGACGACGACGACGACAAAGAAAGGCAAAGCCCCGAUUGUGUCCGCAGAACCCGUCGAAGAACCUUUCCAGACGUGGACCGCCCCAGCGAAGAAAGGCAAAGCGCCGAUCGUGUCCGCAGAACCCACGGAAGAACCUUUCCAGACGUGGACCGCCCCGGCGAAGAAAGGCAAAUCUCCGAUCAUAUCCGCAGAGCCCGUGGAAGACCCUUUCCAGAUGUGGACCGCCCCGACAUGGGGCUCAGCACCGACUAAGAAAGCAAAGGUCACUGUCACGGAAGAGUUUGAUGAAGAAGCAGGCCCAUCGCUGGGUUGGGGUGCGGGGCUCAAGAGUGCGUCGUCCGCGAGCAAACAGGCGAAGAAGGUGGUACCGCAGCCGGAGGCCCCGCGCAGCGUUCAAUCCUCCUUUUCGAAAACUGCUUGGGUCCAAGAUGUCGGCGAGGAAGAAGAGGAGGAAGAAGAGGGAGAGGAAGAGGAAGGAUGGGACCAGAUCCAGCCCUCGUCUGCCACAGAUACCACUGGUGAAGAGGGCGACGCAUGGGGUGCUGCCUACUGGGGCAACCUCACCAACGGCCAGCCCGUCUCCCAAGUUGCAGACGAAUCCGCACAACACAUGCGAUGGACCCCAUCAAUGGAUGCAGAAGAGAGCGGCGACGAAGACUCGGGUGACAUGGAGGAAAGCAUGGGCAGUGCCCUCUGGAUGCAAUACGCCAUCAGCGGAGGCGACGUUCCUGGCUUCGAAGCUCAGGCUCCUGACCCGCAAGAGCACGUUCACGCCCACGCACACGUUCCUGUGAAAACUACCCCCGCUCCUUCCCACAAAAAAACCACCAACGACCCAACCACGAGUAUCUGGGAACAAGGAAAAGGAAAGAAAAAAAUAGCACCUGCAAACGAGACGAUCAAGCAAGCGUCCGCGUCAUCCAGCGCUCGGACGGCCCAAUGGCCCAAGGCCAAAAUGGAAAUGGAGAACUGGGCUUCUCGCCUAGGCCAAAGCUCAGGCUCCGCUAGACAUUUGUAAUUUGUUUUUGUUUUUGCGUCAUGACAGGGGAAGAAGACGGACCGGGGACGACUCGCGAUUAUUACUCUAAUGCUGUGGUCACUGUUUGAAUUGUUUUUUCUUUGCUAUAUUGUUUUCGUGGCCUACUGGUUGGGUCUUGCUUUUAUCGUAGUAUUGGCUCUCUUUGAAUAAUGUUCCGAGUUUUAUGUGUAUCUGUCGUCACAAGCAAUUUGCAUCGUCGUUGGUCCUUUGGGCUUUAAUGUUUCAAUGA